Messenger RNA from Paramacrobiotus metropolitanus, 2482 nucleotides. Its product is annotated as aftiphilin-like. The record is from RefSeq and is a predicted model, not a curated record. Bases 502 to 2238 code for a protein of 578 amino acids. The transcript is spliced from 7 exons. NCBI's taxonomy places the organism in Eukaryota, Metazoa, Tardigrada, Eutardigrada, Parachela, Macrobiotidae.
GGAAGCUUCCAAUUCGUUGUUCCAGGACUUCCGCUCCUCUGUUGACACUUGUACUGCAUUGCUUUACACCGCUGUUCGCACCAUUUAAUACUGCGAUUUGCGAGUACUGUAUUAAAAUAUAUAUAUUCCAGGAUUCGUAUUUAAAAUUCCGGGCUCUUAUAUGUGGAUUAGAUUUUUUAUUUACUAUGCGGACGCAGUCAAAUAAUUCUCGGAUCCGUUUCAGUACCAGGCGAAAGAACGUCGUGUCUGUUGAAUAUUCAUUCAUUAUAUUAUUAAUGUGCAUUUUGAUAUGACCCGAACUACGUGAUGUUGGCACUGCCUGCUGAAUAGUGGUUUCUCCAGAUAAUGGUCUAAACUCUGGUACGGUGAAUUAUGUAAUCCGUUUCAGUGCAUGAAUGCAUUAAACGACGACGCACUCGUUGUAAAUUGUACUGUGGUGUGGGAUACGGGAACCUGCAAUUAUCCGAGAUUCCAAGCCGUGGUUCUGUGAUCGGAAACGGAAUGGAUAAAGACAUUCCACCCAUGCUGUCAGCGAGUCCCCCACCCAUGGAACGGGGGUUCGCGGAAAUGGAUGACGAUGAAGAGACUCCGACUGGCUUCUCUUUUGGCCGGUUAGACGCUGAGGACGAGGCCGAGAUGGUGGCAAGUAGUCGAACUGAUCGCAAGAAGGACUCAUUAAAACGAAAGGAAGUGCUAUCGCGGCAGGCGAAGGAGAAUACAGUCGCUGGCACUGAUACGAUCGAAACUAAUCCUGCUGCACUCGCCAACAUAUUGGCUGAUCCCAGCGCAAAAGCAACAGACGUUUCUCACAAUGUAGGCGAAUCGGCAUAUCCGAUUGAAUCUUGGGAUGAACUGAAACGAGAUCCGGAAGAAUGCAAAACAGAGCUGGAGCAACUGCCGACAGUGCAGAAUAAGACAGCUGAUGAGCCCGAGACACAAAUGUAUGCAGAAAAAAUUACGAAUAAUUCGUUAUCGGAAUCUAUGAACGAUCCUGGGUCGAGUAAUAUUGCGGAGUUUGAUUAUGCGGAUGAUUCUGAGGCAAUGGAAUUUUGUUGGGGCCAUGCUGAACAAAAUGAACAUGCAAAUUCCCCUGACAAUUCCGAAAGUGUUACCAUCAUUUCUGCCAAUCAAGAACGAAUGGAUCAAGAUGCUGCACAAAUAACGAACGAGUGGAUAACACUAACAGUCGAUGCGGCCGCUCUUGUCGAUUCAGACUUGCCUGGUACCGAUGUGUUGCCGACAGCUUCCGGUUCCGCAGUUGAUCUUGCUCCCGAACUAAUAGAUGCUCAGACCGCACCAGUCCAGAAUAUUGUGGAUUCAGUUUCUUCGGUAGCGGAUGAUAGCGCGGACCAUGCUAAUCCGGAAAAUGGCAGCGUUACUAAAGUUGAAAAUGACGAUACUGUAGACGAUGAUUGGGCUGAGUUUACGGAAUUUCCUCCUACAGAACUUGAAAAUCAACCGGACGAUGGCACGGAUGAUUUCGAUGACUUCCAGUCCGUAUCGGUGGCCGAAAAACCGAUCGAAACUGUUUCUGAUGAGAUUGCCGUAACCUUCGAUGCUGUGCUUCAAAAGUCGUUUCCGGAAAAAUUAUUGCCCGACGAUAAUUCUGUGACAGGAGAAAAUGGAAUCCUCAGUACAUCUGUAGCAUCCGGAAUUGCUGCAGACGUAUGGGCAUCCUUGGAGAAUCUUAACGAAACCAGUGCCUUGAAAUUUCAAUGGUUAUCGUCAGUUUCACGGCAGAAAAUGCUCAGUGCAUUGAAUCUAAACCCUAACAGCGUGUUUGCAAUGCAAAAGAAGGAACCGGUUGCUUUACACAGCAGCAGAUACGGCGAAACUAUUCUUACGCCUGUAAAAGUGGAGACAAACGCUGUGCAGAAGGAUCAAACGAGUGAUAUAGCGAUGCGUACUGUGAUUGAUACACAGCUAUUGUCUGAUUUGGCAACCUUUGAUGCCCCUACGACACAUUAUCGGACGCCCAGUACAGUUCCGUCACCGAAUACACAAAAUUCUAAAGAUGCUGUAGCCUCUCUAUCCAGUUCACAGUUUGUUGCUCGGCCCAGCACUGAUACUGCUUUAAAGCCGGUGAAAAUGACAAACGGUGUAAUAAAACCUCUGCCUGGAAAAUCUCCGGAAGAAGAAGCCCAGGAAAUUGUCAAGCGUUUUAGAAAUUUGGAUUUUAUGCAGUCGGCGACGCUCAUUAAUUCGCCUAUCAAACCGUCCACAUUCCAGAAAUUCUAGUGAUCAAAGUUUUUACAUUUGUAAACGAACUGUUUGCGUCUUUCACGCGGUGAUGUGUAACUGCAACAAGCCCGUUUAAGUUGAUCUGAAUACUUAUGUGGCAACUAAAGUUUAUACGAGUAUGCAUGUUUAUUGUAUGCUGAUUGUUAUCUUGUUUGUUUACGGUCAGUACGAUUGUUGUGGAAAGUUUGGUGUGUUAAUACCGUUUCGAUAAUUCGUGUCAGCAAUUACAGUUCAUGGGUGA